Molecule: messenger RNA, 936 nt
Organism: Rhodofomes roseus
Lineage: Eukaryota; Fungi; Basidiomycota; Agaricomycetes; Polyporales; Fomitopsidaceae
Exons: 1
Coding region: 1-936 (311 amino acids)
Source: RefSeq, a predicted model, not a curated record
AUGAAGGAACUUGUCUUAGUCCUCUUUGGCGUCGGCCGCCGUCAGCUCCUCCCGCCCCAGCAGGAAGCUGGUGCGCCGACGGGCUCCAACAUUGCGCCCUUCUACACACUCGCGACCGACCUGUCUGACGAGCAGAUCGCCACGAUGCUGGGCUGGGGCUGGGUGUCAACAAAGUGGCUAUCGAUAAACUUCGUACGCUUCCCCACGCCGCUUCCUACCUACGUCGCGACAUGGGAAAGCUCGACCGCCUUCGUCUCCUCCGCCCCCCAGGACGUCGAAGACAUGUUGGCGGCGGGCUUCACCCGCGAACCCCUCCUCUCGACCACCGCGCGCAUCAUUUGUCGAGACAAGGCAUCCGGAGCUGCUGGGAAGUGGGGCGACACAACCAUGGCCGAUGCCUUCAACACAAUCAUUAACUCGGUCAAGGUGCGCGUCCUUCCCCGCCGCAUCGGCCCACUGAAUACCCCCGCCCCGCUGUAUGCAAUGUAUUGCAACCCGCCCACCACGAACGAGAAAGAUUGGGAGGAAUUCCGAGACGCCAUUCAGGCCCACUCUUUUGGGGUAGAUGGGGGCCGCUCGCCCAACAUCUUCUACGGCGACGCCUGCAAGAUCUGCCACUCGGCCGACCACAGCGUCGGGCUGUGCUAUCUUGACAGCGUCGAUGGCUGGAACGGCCCCCGCCGCAACAACUACUCGAACCAGCCCGCCGCCUCCAGCUCGCGCGGCGGCAGAAACGGAGGGCGAGGCGGGAACCACCAACAGCGUGGCGGCGGAAACCGACAACGCGGUGGAGGGAACCCGCAGCGCGGCCGGGGACGUGGAGGCAACGGACACGGCCGCGGAAAUAGGUACCCAGCCGCCGGUGAUAACCUCGACCAUAACACCACAUCUGCCAUGCUGCGUGCAGCGGGUGGUGGAUGGCCCCACCACAGGUAA